Linum trigynum is the source of this 3139-nucleotide messenger RNA. The record is from the annotation of a GenBank genome assembly. NCBI's taxonomy places the organism in Eukaryota, Viridiplantae, Streptophyta, Magnoliopsida, Malpighiales, Linaceae.
UUUCUUUUAUUAUUUUGACUGUUGCGUGAGUUGGACACCAUCGUAAUGGGAGAAUUUCAUGCAUGGAAUAUGUACAUGGAAUACGUAAGUGCAUAUCUACCGAGAAUACUGUUUGUGUUUGUAGUUUGUUUGAAUUUCUUAACCAAUCUUUAUUCUUGUUAAACAACAUGUAGAUAAGUUCUCACCGAUGCAAUGAUAAUCUCCUAGAGAGAUAAGUGUUAGGUAUGAUGAUCUCUUGGAGCUUAUACAUGGGUGACGAUAUAUGGGUACAAGUAUUAUCUAAGAAGAAGAAAUAGGGAUUGAGAUUAUCCUCACAAUUUGCAUGACCUCCUCAAUAUGUCCCUUCUAGUUGUAUAUCAAGCGAGAAUCAAACACGAUAUACUUGGUGCAAGAACACAAAAUACUAGACUAGCGAGCAAAGUGACACCCUGCCAAUACAUUCAUAAUGUAGAGUUGCGUUUACAUUAGCCUGAUGACAAAUAUUCACAUAAAUUCAAAGAAUGACAUCUAACUACUCCAAAUAGUGCACAUUAAUCAUACAUAAAUUUUGAAUAAGGAUGAUGUAAGUUUACUUUUUUUAAUUAUAUGUUACUUAAGAGAUUUGAACCUGAAAUUUCAAUGUUUAACACUAAUGAUAUUUACCACUAAAUCAAAUUCUUAUUGGCAACCAUACGAUAAUUUGGUCACACACCAACAUCAUAAAAAAUUUCCACACUUCGGAUCAUUCAAGUUUAGUAAUCAGUUCAUUGAAAAUUUAAGUAAUUAGUUAAUUGUCCUAUGGAUAAAUUUGUUUUCUUAGAUUCAUAUGUUUGUAUAAAAUAAUGUUUCUCUACUCUUGUCUUUCGAUUCCCUCCCUCCCUCCCGCCACUCAGUCAAAAGACUCUAUCUUUGACCGAGUCUUUGUCCCUUUCCUUUGCCUUUCCCCCCUUUGUUUAUUUCUUUUGCUUUCAUGUCUUCUUCUCUUUCCCUUUUGAUUUCUCUUUUUUUUCUCCCCCAUUUGAUGUUCUUUGCAGUUAGUUUCCAUUUUCCGAUGACUUCUGACAGGCAACCCAACCCCAGGAAAUGAACUGAAGAAAGAGUAAAAGAAAGUGGUGAGGGAAAAGAGUUCCAUAGCUCUAGAUUGAGGGAUAUUUUGUUUUGGUAAGUAGAUAUAGGAAGGUUUCAAUAUAGGAUUUGAGUAUACCAUUGUUUUCUCACAUUGUGUUGUUGUCUGUAGAAGUAAUAAAUGUAAUACUGUAAUUCAUCCUUUUUGUUUGGCAGGUUGUGAGUUGGUCAUUGUUAAUCCAUAUGGCAAGUAAGUGACAGGAGAGUUAGUGCCCAGUAGUCGGUGUUCUUUGUACAUCGAGAUUUAUGGUGAAAUCAAAAUCUCACCGAAACUAUUCUAUGUAGUUGUAAACAUAAAAUUAAAUUGUUUUUGACUCAAAACAUUAUCCAUCUAUCAAGAAGUGUCCCCGACCUCAAUUUGAAUCGAGAUAUGAUUAGAAUCUUCAUCAUCUUUUGCAAUUUGGUUGCUAAUUCAAUUUCCAAAGUCAACAACAAUGGAUCUCUCUCCAAAUGACGUUAUAUCUUUUGACGUUAUACUAGUAGUCUAAGCUUGGCUCGACCACCUUCGCUUUGAUAUGAUGAAACCCAAUGUUUGCUUGAAAAGAAAACAAUUAUGUGACAUUCUACAUAGUUAUGAUCUAUUUGAUCGGAGAAGUGAUAUAAACAAUGCAUCAAUUAUCAAACCCUUGGAUAUACAUAUACUCAGCUUCAAGGAAGAAGACAAUUUGUGAAGUUUUUAUUUUCAUUAAUCCUUGCAUUAGAAAAAUGAGAAGACAACUGUGUUUGUAUGGAGACAACAUAGCCGUCAACUUGAAGCAAUAGAGCAAAUUGGAUGACUAGGAGAAACUAACCACCAUUAGAGCAUCAAAUUAAAUUGCAGAGCUUUGGGCUGUCAUAUCUUGGGUUCGUAUGGGCCUGGGCCUGGGCCUGGGAGAUAGGACCUUAUGGAAUUAUGGGCGACGAACAGAGCCGGGCCGGCUACCCUGACGAUGGAGCCCAUCUAUACACCAUUUCAACCGCUGAAUCCACCAAGAUGGCGGAGAAGAGAGCUACACUCUAAGCCUGUAAUACAGAGGGUUGGCAACAAUGACCAAAGAAAUGGUCACUUCACUCUGUUGGCAAUAGAAGGAAAAAUCCCUGAAAAUUUUAUACUCGUGUUGGCAAACAAUUUGGGAUCUCAGCUCUUAUGUGCCAGUUUAAUCAGCAGUAUGAGAAAUGGGUGGGGCUCCCAGCAGACCAGGUGCCUAGGGCACAAGUCCCGAUAAUGCGAUCUUCAGCUCAAUUGGAUGAUUCCCAUUUGGUUUGCAUGUGGGACGGGGCUACUAAGGGUGGGUCUCAUUCGGCUGGUGGGAUGGUUCUUUUUGACCCCACGAGGACACUCUUACUGGCUAGAGGGAUCCAGUUUGCUCAAAUGGAUGAUCCUGCAGUGGUGGAAUUGCUUGGGCUUCGUGAGGCUAUUAUUUGGUGUAUGGAGCAAGGUUUGUCGGCGGUCCGUUUUGAGGGCGAUGCGAAAGUGAUAAUUGAUAAAAUUAAUCAGGCCGACACAAGAGAUAGCCGGUUGGGUGCGGUGCUUGAAGAGGUUGUUCAUUAUAUUCGUACUCAGUCUGGCUUUAGUGUGCGUUUUGUAGGUCGGGAGAACAAUAGGGUAGCUCAUUUGGUAGCUAGGAAAACCCUUUCUUUGUAUCCGACUAUGAGUCGCUUCUUUGAUUUUCAGACCUGGCUGGUUUCCAGGGUGUAACUAUCUUCUGCAAUGGGUUCUUCCAGGGUGUAACUAUCAAUAUAUGAUAUCUUUUGAAAAAAAAAAAAGUGUUGAUCGUAUGAAACAGUUGGAGGCUUUUGCGUCCUUGUUCAAACGAAUGAAACAGUUCCCUUAUGAAUUGAACAAUGGGUUCUUCCAGCUAACAUACCCCAGCCCAGUAAAGCUAAAAGACUGUCCACGACCCACUGCGAAAUGCUGCCCACUGUCCACCAACCUCAAAUUUCCCAGUUCUUAACAAAACAACAACAGCAGUUGUGCAAAACUGCGACAGAGAGAGAGAUCACCCCUUUCAACAGAGACAAAAACGAAAGGGGGGAAAAAAGAGAACAAGCUAAG